AGUUUGUUUUAUUUGAAGCAACUUUUGUGUGCUUUUCUAGAAGUCCGAAGGCUUCGUUGCAGAUACUAUUUGGCUAUGCUAGGAUGGGUUCGAUCAUUUUUAGAGUUGGGGAAUACAAUUAAACCAUGCCGGGCUACACCUGGCCUUCUCACCACUCCAGUACCUGCCACUGAGACAUCGUAAACAUGUUCAGAGGAGAGUGUUCAGCUUUUAUGGGAUGAAUAUUUGGUGUGUUUUCAUGCUUUAAUGCAUGACUCCUUCUCCAAGUUGUCUUUCUGGAAAGCUGUGGAGACUCUUAAGGGCUUUUCCUGAGAUAAUUACUGAACGGCUUUAGCCCGGCCAGCCCCCUGGGGCGGUGGGAACAGGUGUAAUCCUCAUUAAGUUUUUUCGUGGUGAAGAAUGGAGAUGUCAAAAUAAGUAAAAAGUGGAAAUGUUUAGGUCUUUGUCCACAUGUUUGAAUUAACAAAGCUUAUCUGAAUUUUUAAAAAAUCAAACUCAAACCACUUUUGGUCAGCUAGCCUUAAAAUUGUUUGAAAAAUCAUGUGAAUAAAUUUACCUAAUUAGAAAUUUUUUAGCAUUUCAGUGGAUUCGUGUUAAUUGUGUUGUAGGAUAUUACAGAAUGUUUAGAGAACUGAGUCACAAUGAGGUUAUUCUGAGUAGUGCUCUCACUAGCAUAAGGUGAGAGUUAAUGUAAAAUUUAAAAACUGAAUGAAUCACAUUUUAAUAAGGGAACGGGUGAAAAGCAAUUGGUUCAUUUUUCAUUAUUAUAUUUUUCAUUACUUAUAUGUUUUAAAUAUAUAUUUUCAAUAAUUUCACAAAGUUAUUUAUUCAUUUACUCAAACUCCUACAUAUACCAGCCACUGUGCUGGCUUCUGGAGAUCUGAAUAAUAAUAGUUACUCCUUAUAGAAUGCUUAUUUUAUACCAGUAGAUAUUUUACAUAGAUUACCUUUUUACCUUUUUCAUCUAUAAGUAUUUAUUGAGUACCUACAAUGUAUUGUGCUGGGUGUUGGGGCGAUAGUGGUGCACAAGACAGUCGUGAUUCCUGCCCUUAUCUAGGUGGGGAAUCUAGGCAGGAAAUAAAAUAUAUUGCUAAACUAAUAGCAGCUUUUGAAAGGUAAAUCAUAUCACAUCAUUCUUCUGUUCAAAACCCUCCAUUGGCUUCCUAUGUCUCUCUGAGUGAAUGGCAAAGACCUGACAGUGGCUCCCAGAACAACCUCUUUUGGCUUCCCUGCCUCUCCAUGCUGUGACUUUCCUAUCUUAUCUGUUGCUCUCCUCCCUACUCGAGUGUCUACAGCCAAACCAGCUUUCUUGCUGCAUGAGGGCCUUUGGACUUGUUGUGCGCUGCCUGGAAUGACCCCCUGUCCCUAGCUCCCAUAUCUCUAAUGGCUCUUGUUGAUCUGACCCCCUUCACUUCUUUACUUGAUGUUAUUUUGUCAGUGAGCCUUCACUAACCUCCAAAUUUAAAAUCACAGCCAUCCUCGCGACUCCCAUUCCUCCUUUCAUAAGUUGUUAUUUUUCCUCCGUAGCACUUAUGGCUAUAUCAUAUGUUGCUUGUUUAUUGUCUGUCUUUUUCGGGAGAUUUUAUAUCCUUCAGAACUGUAUCACAGCUGUUUUAUUCACUGUUACACCUUCAGAAUCUGGAACGGUAACUGGCGUAUAGCAGGUCCUCAAUAACUUGAAUGAGUGUUGAGUGGAAAGAAGGGUAUAACAGAGUGCUGGGACAUGGAAUAACCAAGGCCUCCUAGAAUACUGGUGAGAAGGCCUCUAGGUGGAAGUGACAUUUAACUGAGACUUGAAGAUGAGAAGGAGCUAGCCAUGUUGUUGUGGCAUAAGAGGUUGUAGAGAGGAGACAGGCAUGGAAGAAGAUCCGGCCGAGAGAUAGGAUGCUCAAAGGCCUCCAGGCAGGAAAGAGCUAGGUGGUGUGUGGAUUUAUUGGAACUGAGAGGUCAUUGUGGCUGAGCACUGUCAAGUUAAGGGAGGGUAGGACUAAAUGACAGGGUGGAAAUCAGGUGUCAGAUCAUGCAGGGCCUUUCUGGAGAAAUUAACAUGGAAUCCUCAUAUGUAGCCUAUUAGCCCUUUUUAUGGUUUAAGAAACUGGGCAUCAGGGAGAUUGAAUAACUUUCUGAGAUUAUGCAGUAGGUGAGUGGCAGCGCCUAGAAUACAAAGCCAGGCUCGCAGACUCUAACGAACCUGUAUCUGACCACUAUGUCAAAAUCAAAAGACAGUCCCUGUCCUGGUGAAGCUGUUAGUCUAGUGGGAAGACAAGCUAUUGCAGUAUACACAUGUGCUCCUGGGGGCUGUGGGAGGAGGGAAGCCCCUAGUUCUGCCUGGGAGUGGGACAGGCCAAAUUGGAAACAUACAAUCAUUUUUCCUUUUUUAUUAUUGUGAAAUAUUUCAGAUUGGCAACAUCUUAAUUAAGAAAUAAUAUUAAAUACAAUAGCCUAUUCUCUGAGUCUUCACUGUAUGUUCCCCUCCUUUUUUUCUUUUUAAAGACAAAAUGCUUGCUUUCACAUGUACAAAGGAUCUGUGUCAUAAUGCCCCCUUUCCUACUUUCAUCAAAUAAAAGAUUAUGUCUGGAGUAGUGUAAAUUCACUUAUUUUAUUUUUUUGAGACAAGGUCUCGUUCUAUCACCCAGGCUGGAGUACAGUGGUGCGAUCAUGGCUCACUGUAGCCUCUACCUCCUGGGCCCAAGUGAUUCUCCCACCCCGGCCUCCCAAGUAACUGACUACAGGUGCACACUACCAUGCCUGGCCAACUGUGAAUUUUUUUGUAGAGAAGAGGUCUCACCAUGUUGCCUAGGCUGGUCUCCAACUCCUGGCCUCAAGUGAUCCUCCCACCUCAGCCUCCCAAAGUGCUGGAUUACAGGCAUGAGUCUGCCCUUGGCCUCGUGUUUACAUUUGAGAAGUUUUUGACUUAUGUAUAGACCUGUGGAACUGUCUCCCUGUAGCUCCUUGCUAUACCCUGAAUCCCUCUUCCUCAUCCAGCCAAUGAUAGCUUUCUGUCUCUGUGGAUUAGUUUGCGUUUUUUAGAAUGUUAUGUAAAUGGAAUCAUGUAGUAAGUUCUCUUCUUUGCCUGGCUUUUGCUUAGCAUAAUUAUUUUGAGACUCAUCCACAUUGUAUCAAUAGCUGAUUUCUUUUUAUUGUUAAGUAAUACUCCAUUGUACUGAUAGACGCCAGUUCAUGUAUCUUUUCACCCAUUGAUAGACAUUUAGGUUGUUUCUGGUUUUGGGCUAUUAAAAAUAAAGCUGCCAUGAACAUUAUACACAGUCUUUGUAUGCAUAUCUUUCAUUUCCCCUGGGUAGAUGUCUAGGAGUAGAAUGACUAGAUCCUAUGGUAGGCAUAUGUUUAAUUUUUCAAAGAACUACUAUACUUUUCCAAAGUGGUUAUAUAAUAUAACCAAAAUAGUCUAUGAGGGUUCCAGUUGCCCCAGAUCCUUGCCAACAGUUGGGGUGGUUAGGCUUUUAUAGCCAUUCUGUUGGGUGUGUAGUGACACCUCAUUGUGGUUUUAAUUUCCAUUUCCCUGAUGACUAAUGAUGUUGAGCAUCAUUUCAUAUGCUUAUUUACCAUCCAUUUAUCUUCUUUGUUGAAGUGUCUACUCAAAUUUUUUGCCCGUUUUCUUGCAUUGUUUUCCUUCUUAUUGAGUUUUGAGAGUUCUUUGUGUAUUCUGGAUGCAAGUCAUUUGUCACGUGUAAGAUUUGCAAAUAUUUCCAUUCAGUCUUAUCUUAGUCCAUUUUGUGCUGCCAUUACAGAAUACCAUAGAUUGGGUAAUUUAUAAUGAACAGAAAUUUAUUGGCUCAUGGUUCUAGAAUCUGGGAAGUCUAAGAUUGAUGGGGCGACAUCUGGUGAGAGCAUUUUUGCUGUAUCAUUACAUGACAGAAGGGCAAAGAGAGGGUGAGAAAGAAGCAAAAUGGAGCUGUUUUAUUAUUUUUAUUUUAUUAUUUAUUUAUUUAUUUAAGACACAGUCUCACUCUGUCACCCAGGCUGGAGUGCAGUGACACAGUCUCAGCUCACUGCAACCUCUGCCUCCUGGGUUCUAGUGAUUGUGGUACCUGGGAUUACAGGUGUGCGUCUCCACACCGGCCUUUUUUUUUUUUUUUUUUUUUUUUUUUUUUUUGAUUUUUAGUAGAGACAGGGUUUCACUGUGUUGGCCAGGAUGGUCUUGAACUCCUGGCCUCAAGUGAUCUGCCCACCUUGGCCUCCCAAAGUGCUGGGAUUACAGGCAUGAGCCACUGCACCCAGCCUAUUUUUUUUUUUGAGACAGUAUCUCGCUGUGUUGCCCAGGCUGGAGUGCAGUGGCUUGAUCUCAGCUCACUGCAACCUCUGCCUCCCAGGUUCAAGCGAUUCUCCUGCCUUAGCCUCCUGAGUAGCUGGGACUCCAGGUGCGUGCCACCACUCUCAGCCUGAUUUAUUCCUUUAUAAGGAACCCACUCCUGCGAUGAUGGCAUUAAUCCAUUAAUGACAGCAGAGCCCUUAUAACCUAUCACCUGAUAAAAGUUCCAUCUCUUAAUACUGUAAUAUUGUAACAGUAUUGCCUCUUAAUAAUGUUACGAUGGCGAUUAAAUUUCACCAGAGUUUUGGAGGGGACAUUUAAACCAUAGCAAAUUUAUUACAUUCUCUUAACAAUAUCUUUUGAAGAUACUGUUCUUAAUUUUGAUGAAGUACAAUUUGUCAAUUUAUUCUUUAUGGAUUGUACUUUUGGUAUUAUUAUCUAAGAAAUCUGCCUAAUUCAAAGUCAAAAAGGCUUUCUCCUAUGAUUUUUUUCUAAAAUUUUUAUAGGUUUUGGUUUAACAUUUAGGUUCAUGUACUUUAAUUUUUGUUUAUGGUGUGAAUAUGGGUGGAAGUUUACCCCACCUAUGCCAGGAACAUUUGGUAAUUUUUGGAGACAGUGUCUGGAAACCAUGUCUGGUGUAGGGACGAGGGGCAUUUGUUCCCAGCCAUCUACUGGGCAGAAGUCUAGGAUGCUGCUAGAUACCCUACAGUGGAUAGGUGAGAUCCUCUCAAUAGAGAAUUAUUCAGCCAAAGUGUUAGUAGUGCCAGGGUUGAGACACUCUAGGCUUGAGGUUUAUUAAUUUUAUUGAACUCCAUGAACCAGCUGUUGGUUUCAUUGAUAUUGUUUAAUAUUUUUCUAUUUUCCCUUUGAUUGAUUUUCACUCAGAUCUUUAUUUUUCCCUUCUACUUUUGGGUUUAAUUUGUUCUUAUUCCAGUUUCCUUAGGUCAUUGAUUUGUGACUUUUCUUCUUUUCUGAUAUAGGUGUUUAGUCUUUUAAAUUUAUUCCUCAGUACUACUUUAGUGACAUCUCACAAAUUUUGAUAUGGUGUGAUUUUAUUUGUAUUUAGUUAAAAAUACUUUUAAAAUUGGCUGGGCGUGGUGGCUCACACCUGUAAUCCCAGCAGUUUGGGAGGCCAAGGCAGGCGGAUCACGAGGUCAAGAGCUGGAGACCAGCCUGGCCAACAUAGUGAAAUCCCAUCUCUACUAAAAAUACAAAAUUAGCUGGGUGUGGUGGCACAUGCCUGUAAUUCCAGCUACUUGGGAGGCUGAGGCAGGAGAAUUGCUUGAACUCAGGGGGUGGAGGUUACAGUGAGCUGAGAUCAUGACGCUGCAGUCCAGCCUGGGCAACAGAGCAAGACUCUGCCUCGGGAAAAAGAGAAAACAAAGAAAGAAGCAAGUCACUAUGUGCAGCCUGCACUAAAGGAGUGGACUCCACUCCUUUCCUCCCUCCUUUCUCUCUUUUCUUUCUCUCUCUCUUUCUCCCUUCUCCCCUUCCUUCCCUCCCUCCCUCCCUCCCUCCCUCCCUUCCUCCCUUCCUUCCUUCGUUCCUACCAUCUGUCUGUCUGUCUAGCUUUGUUGCCCAGCUGGCUGGAGUGCAGUGGCACCAUCUUGGCUCACUGCAACCUCUGCCUCUCUGGCCCAAGUGAUCUGCCUGCUUUGGCCUCCCAAAGUACUAGGAUUAUAGGUGUGAGCCUCUGUGCCUGGCCUAGAAACUAAUUUUCUUAAACUAAAUCCACUAAAUUAUCAUAGAGCAGACCAUUGCUGUUAUAGAAACAUAUUUUAGAAUACUGCAGAGUAUUACAAUAUUCAGAGCACCUGCACUUGGAGAACCCUCCCCUCCAGACAGGUUCUGCAGGGUGCACUGCCUCCUUUUCUUUCCUCUGGGCUGCAUUAGGAGGAGGGAGGUGAAUGGGGAGAAGGAAUCAAUCUUCCUGUGUUGACAUUUUCCAGACCCUGAGAAACGUUGAGUUGAAAGAUAAGUGUGAAAGCAUCUCUUUCUUUUGAUGGUGUGUGAGAUGAAAAGCACUUGCUAAUAGCCCCUCAGGUCAAAGUAACACAUUUGACAAAAAGGAGCCUCAAGCUUUUGCUUGUCAGUGUCCAUAUUUGAUUGGAAAUUUCAAUCUGAGAUUUGGUGCUUGGAUUUUCCUAGAAUUUGCCAAUUACUUGUUGCUCUGGUUCCAGCUGACUUUUAGUCUUCCUUUGGGUACUACCACUGGGUGCAGUUUGUUAUCAGUGAGUAGCUCUUCUCUAUCGGGCUGUGUAAAUGUACCCCUAUUUAAUUCAUUCAACAAAUUAUUUUUUAAAUACUUAUUGAAUCUGGGCUCUGACACACAGGUAAAAGUCAAUGUCUCUUGCCACUUGUAAGCUGUCUAGAAGCAGAAAGGCCCAUAAGCAGAGGAACAUGCAAUCAGUGGGGUAAUUGGUAGUCACUGCAGUGGAAACAUGAGCAGGGCAAAGCAUGGUCAGCUGGAGCAGUGGUUCUCAAAGUAGGGUCCAGGGACCAGGAGCAGCCAACCUAUUGAGUAUAACCUUGACAGUGGGGCCCAGCAAUCUGUGUUUAAUAAGCCUUCUAAGUGAUUCUGAUGCAUGCUCCAGACUGUGAACCAUGGGCAUAGAGGAUUAGACAAUCUUUGAGAUUUUUUCCAGCUCUUCAAGUCUAUGCAUAUGGUUAAGAAAUGUGAUAUUUACCACAUUGUUUUUUUUUUUUUUUUUUGAGACGGAGUCUUACUCUGUUGCCCAGGCUGGAGUGCGGCGGCACAAUCUCAGCUCACUGCAACCUUCGCCUCCUGGGUUCAAGCGAUUAUCCUACCUCAGACUCCUGAGUAGCUGGGAUUACAGGUGCGCACCACCACGCCCAGCUAAUUUUUGUAUUUUUAGUAGAGACGGGGUUUCACCAUGUUGGUCAUGCUGGUCUCGAACUCCUGACCUCGUGAUCCGCCCACCUCAGCCUCCCAAAGUGCUGGGAUUACAGGCAUGAGCCACCGUGCCUGGCCCUACCCCGUUGUAUUUUAAGAGCAUUAGUUGGCACUAAUAUCAUAUAAAACAUUAAUUGCAGUGUAGGCUGGGCACUGUAGCAUAUGCCUGUAAUCCCAGCAUUUUGGGAGGCUGAGGCGAGAGGAUCACAUGAGCCCAGGAGUUUGAGACCAGCCUGGGCAACAUAGUGAGACCCCAAUCUCAAAAAAAAAAAUUAGCUGGGCUAUGGUGGUGCAUGUCUAUAGUCCCAGGUACUAGGGAGGCUGAGGUGGGAGGAUCGCCUGAGCCUGGGGGAUUGAGGCUGCAGUGAGCCGUGAGAGACACAGUGAGACCCCGACUAAAAAGAAAAAAAGGAAUGUAGGUAAAACAAAUUCAAUUUUACUAUGUGUGUUGUUGAAGUGAGCACAUAAAACAAAUUCAAAAUGAUACAGUUAUGUUUGACAGUGGAGCAAUAGUAAAUUGGACUUAAAAAACUUUAUUAUGAAAAAUUUCAAAUAUAUUCAAAAGCAGAGAUAAUAGUAAAAUGUACUAUUGCAUAACGAUUACCCAGAAUGAAUAUUAUUAAAUCCUGUCAAUCUGGUUUUACCCAGGUCCUCACAUAUCCCACCCGUGCUGGAUUAUUUUGAAGCAAAUUUUAUACAUCAUAUCAUUUUAUCCUUAAAUAAUUGGAUUUUAAAUUAUUUGAGAUAUUAAAGUGCUAGAAAUGAAUUUGAAACCAAAUCAUGUGUAGCCAUUUCCUGGUUUCCCUUACAUUAUAGAUAAAACUUAUCUAGAGCUAAUUUACACAAAAGUUGGAUAAAACAAAACAACAGUUGGACACAUGUACAUAUAUUCGUAUUUGCAUAACAUCUACUAAAAGUAUACUUUUUUUGUUGUUGAGGCGAAGUCUCGCUCUGUCACCCAGGUGGGAGUGCAGCGUGGUGUGAUUAUGGCUUAUUGCAGCCCUGACCUCCUUGGCUCAAGUGAUCCUCCAGCCUCGUGUUUUGAUAUUUUGUAGAGACCGAGAUCUCACUGUGUUGCCCAGGCUGGUCUCAAACUUCUGGGCUCAAGAAAUCCUCCUGCUUUAGCCUCCUAAGGGGCUGGGAUUAGAGGCGUGAACCACUGUGCCUGGCAAAAAUAAGUAUACUUGUCACUACCGUGAAUACAUUUUAUUAAAACAUUUUAUUUACUGUCAUUAUGUUAGCAAUAUGUGCAUUAUACUUAUAGAUAAUAUUCUAGAAUAGUAAGAAAGACUAUACACGCAUGCCCUGCCAAAAUUGAAUUGUUGCACUUGAAGGGGAAAUUUUAAUUUGAAAGGCAGGUUUUUAGGAAGGUAGAUAUUAGGUUUUGGGGCAGUUUUUAUUAGAAGGUUUUGGGGCAGUUUUGUUUUUUUUUUGUUUUGUUUUGUUUUUUUGGAGACAGAGUCUCACUCUGUUGCCAGGCUGGAGUGCAGUGGCGUGAUCUUGGCUCACUGCAGCCUCUGCCUCCUGGGUUCAAGUGAUUCUACUGCCUCAGCCUCCUGAGUAGCUGGAGCUAUAGGCAUGCACCACCACACCUGGCUAAUUUUUGUAUUUUUAGUAGAGGUGGAAUUUCACCAUGUUGGCCAGGCUGAUCUCAAACUCUUGGCCUCAAGUGACCUGCCCGCCUCAGCCUCCGAAAAUGCUGGGAUUAUGGGCCUGAGCCACCGUGCCUGGCCUUGGGGCAGAUUUUUAAUAUAUGUAAAUUAAGAAUUCUCAGUACUCAUUUCAGCAGUUAUGUUGCCUCAUUUGGAAAGAAAAGGUAUUCAGCAUGUGGGGAUGCAUAAUACAUUUUAAAAAUCCGUUCGUCUUAGUCAAUGUGCUCCAUGGUGUCUUUUUUUCAAGGUUCGAGAUGACACAUUUAGUAGGAGAUCAGGUUAUGGGAUAGUUCAUGUUUGGAGAGGGGACAGAAUUGAUUUACAGACAUACCACCUGUUUUCUCCUACUUUGGCUUUGGAGGACAAGUUGUAGUAUCCUGAGGAAAAGCUGAUUGUAUCACUUAUGACUGAGAUUUUCAUCUUUAGCCGCUUCUGUGUGAUACAUGAAUUAAUGGGUCAUAACAUAGGAGUUAGCUAAUUUUCAUUUUAAAAUAUUACUCAGAAGAUAUUUUUAUCUUAAUUGUACAUUUCAACAACAUAAAUAAGCUGUUCAAGACUGUCUCCCAUGCCUCCAAAACAAAUAAAAACCCCCCACAACUCAAAUGCAUAUAAGCUGUUACUAUAGUAUAAUGGUGAGUUAUAGCCAGUGUAUGAUGGGAUUGUUGAUAGAAUAAUGCAUAUUAGAGCUUUUAGUUCAAAAAUUUGAGAUAGUGAUUCAGAAAGAAAAAAAGGAAUGAUUAUCAUGAAUUCUGUUUAUUAGAAUUCUGUUUAUUAAAGAGUUAAAGAUAUGUUUUAUUUUUUUAUCUUUAUUAUCAUUAUUUUUUCGAGAUGGAGUUUCGCCCUUGUUGCCAGCGCUGGAGUGCAGUGGUGUGAUCUUGGCUCACUGCAACCUCCACCUCCCGGGUUCAAGCAAUUCUGCCUCAGCCUCCUGAAUAGCUGGGAUUACAGGCGCACGGCACCACGCUUGACUAAUUUUUUGUAUUUUUCGUAGAAACGGGGUUAGCCAGGCUGGUCUCGAACUCCUGACCUCAGGUGAUCCACCCGCCUCAGCCUCCCAAAGUGCUGGGAUUACAGGUGUGAGCCACGGCGCCUGGCCAAGAUGUGUUUUAUUAUUUGCACUUGUGUAAUGGCAAAGAAAAUAGGUUACUAAGCUUGCUCUUGUUAGAAUAUCCUUUGUAGUCACUCAUUUGAUGAUGUUGAGUAAGAAUCUUUCCUCUGUUAAUACGUCUUUGUUUAAAAGAAAAUAAGUUACCUUUGUAGUCUUUGUACAUUUUUCUUUGCAGAAAGUUUCCCCUCUGCUGGAUAAUAAUUAAUUUUAUAAAAGUGUUUAAUCCAGUACUGAUUAUAUUCCCUUGUGAGCUGGAUGAAAAGAAACUUCUGAAUGUUUGUAACCACAGAUUGAUGAUUUGGUUACAAAGACUCUCUGUUGGUGAUGGUUUCUGAGAACUGGAAGUUCACUUCUUCAACUGAGAUGGACAUGAUAUAAUCUCCAUUGAGUCAAAGAAUGGCAUCUAGUCCUGAGCUUCCCACCGAAGAUGAACAGGGUUCCUGGGGCAUCGACGAUCUCCAUAUUUCAUUGCAAGCUGAACAGGAAGACACCCAGAAGAAAGCCUUCACGUGCUGGAUAAACUCACAGUUGGCCAGGCACACUUCUCCCUCAGUUAUAUCCGACCUAUUCACAGACAUUAAAAAGGGGCAUGUCCUCCUGGAUCUGCUAGAAGUACUUUCUGGGCAACAGUUGCCUCGGGAUAAAGGAUCUAAUACCUUCCAGUGUAGAAUCAAUAUAGAACAUGCCUUGACAUUCCUAAGAAACCGAUCAAUUAAGCUAAUAAAUAUUCAUGUUACUGAUAUCAUUGAUGGAAACCCAUCCAUUAUCCUUGGCCUAAUUUGGACAAUUAUCCUGCACUUUCAUAUUGAGAAGCUUGCCCAGACUCUUUCUUGCAAUUACAAUCAGCCUUCCCUGGAUGAUGUGAGUGUGGUUGACUCAUCUCCUGCCUCAAGUCCUCCAGCUAAGAAAUGCUCUAAAGUGCAAGCAAGAUGGCAAAUGUCUGCAAGAAAGGCCCUUCUUUUGUGGGCUCAGGAACAAUGCGCCACCUAUGAGUCUGUCAAUGUGACCGAUUUUAAGUCAAGUUGGAGAAAUGGGAUGGCUUUUUUGGCCAUCAUUCAUGCCUUGCGACCAGACCUAAUUGACAUGAAGAGUGUGAAGCAUAGAUCCAACAAAGACAAUCUGAGAGAGGCCUUCAGAAUUGCAGAACAAGAAUUAAAAAUCCCCAGAUUGCUGGAACCAGAAGAUGUGGAUGUUGUUGAUCCUGAUGAAAAGUCCAUCAUGACCUAUGUGGCACAGUUUCUGCAGUAUUCCAAAGAUGCCCCUGGGACUGGAGAGGAGGCUCAGGGAAAGGUGAAAGAUGCUAUGGGCUGGUUAACUCUGCAAAAGGAAAAACUACAGAAGUUGCUAAAGGAUUCAGAGAAUGAUACCUACUUUAAAAAGUAUAAUAGCCUGCUGUCCUUUAUGGAGUCAUUCAAUGAAGAAAAAAAGUCCUUUUUGGAUGUCCUGUCAAUAAAACGGGAUCUGGAUGAGCUGGACAAGGAUCAUUUACAGUUGAGAGAAGCCUGGGAUGGCCUCGAUCACCAGAUUAAUGCAUGGAAAAUAAAGCUAAAUUAUGCCUUGCCCCCACCCCUCCAUCAAACUGAAGCUUGGCUCCAGGAGGUAGAAGAGCUUAUGGAUGAAGAUUUGUCAGCCUCCCAGGAUCACUCUCAAGCCGUGACUCUGAUACAAGAGAAAAUGACUUUAUUCAAGAGCCUGAUGGAUAGAUUUGAGCAUCAUUCGAACAUUCUCCUUACCUUUGAAAAUAAGGAUGAAAAUCACUUGCCAUUGGUACCACCUAACAAAUUGGAGGAAAUGAAAAGACGAAUCAACAACAUUUUGGAGAAAAAAUUUAUUCUACUUCUAGAAUUUCAUUACUACAAGUGCUUAGUUCUUGGUUUGGUAGAUGAAGUGAAAUCAAAAUUGGAUAUUUGGAACAUUAAAUAUGGGAGCAGAGAAUCUGUGGAAUUAUUGCUGGAAGACUGGCAUAAAUUUAUUGAAGAAAAAGAAUUCCUAGCUCGACUUGAUACUUCUUUUCAAAAAUGUGGAGAAAUUUAUAAGAAUUUGGCUGGAGAAUGUCAGAAUAUUAAUAAACAGUAUAUGAUGGUGAAAUCUGAUGUUUGUAUGUAUAGAAAAAAUAUAUAUAAUGUGAAGUCCACUCUACAAAAAGUGCUGGCAUGUUGGGCUACUUAUGUGGAAAACCUUCGCUUACUAAGGGCUUGCUUUGAGGAGACAAAGAAGGAAGAAAUUAAAGAGGUACCCUUUGAGACACUAGCCCAGUGGAAUCUAGAACACGCUACUUUAAAUGAAGCAGGAAAUUUCUUAGUCGAAGUCAGCAAUGAUGUGGUUGGAUCAUCUAUUUCUAAAGAACUGAGAAGGCUGAAUAAAAGAUGGAGAAAGUUGGUUUCAAAAACUCAACUUGAAAUGAACCUGCCACUGAUGAUAAAAAAACAGGAUCAGCCCACUUUUGACAAUUCUGGAAAUAUUCUAUCUAAAGAAGAGAAAGCAACUGUUGAGUUUUCAACAGAUAUGUCAGUAGAACUUCCUGAAAAUUAUAAUCAAAAUAUAAAGGCUGGAGAGAAACAUGAAAAAGAAAAUGAAGAAUUCACAGGGCAACUAAAAGUGGCUAAAGAUGUUGAAAAACUCAUUGGACAAGUGGAAAUCUGGGAGGCAGAAGCCAAAUCUGUUUUGGAUCAAGAUGAUGUGGACACCUCAAUGGAAGAAUCUUUGAAGCAUCUUAUUGCCAAAGGCUCUAUGUUUGAUGAGCUUAUGGCAAGAAGUGAAGAUAUGUUACAAAUGGAUAUACAAAAUAUUUCAAGCCAGGAGUCCUUUCAACAUGUUCUCACAACUGGGCUUCAGGCAAAGAUUCAAGAAGCUAAAGAGAAAGUCCAGAUCAAUGUGGUAAAACUCAUUGCAGCGUUGAAGAACUUAACUGACGUUUCACCAGAUUUGGACAUCAGGCUGAAGAUGGAAGAAUCCCAGAAGGAACUUGAAUCAUAUAUGAUGAGGGCUCAGCAGUUACUGGGGCAAAGAGAGAGCCCCGGUGAACUCAUUUCAAAACACAAGGAAGCACUAAUAAUUUCUAAUACAAAAAGUCUGGCCAAGUAUUUGAAAGCUGUUGAAGAACUAAAAAAUAAUGUAACUGAGGACAUAAAGAUGUCUUUAGAAGAAAAGAGUAGAGAUGUCUGUGCCAAAUGGGAGUCUCUUCAUCAUGAACUGUCUUUAUAUGUUCAACAACUAAAAAUAGAUAUUGAAAAAGGAAAGCUUAGUGACAAUAUUUUAAAACUUGAAAAGCAAAUAAAUAAAGAAAAGAAACUUAUCCGUAGAGGAAGGACCAAGGGUCUCAUCAAAGAACAUGAGGCCUGCUUUUCUGAGGAAGGCUGCCUGUACCAGCUUAAUCACCACAUGGAAGUCCUGAGGGAGCUGUGUGAAGAGCUGCCUUCACAGAAGAGUCAACAAGAAGUGAAGAGACUACUCAAAGAUUAUGAACAAAAGAUAGAAAGACUUCUGAAAUGUGCUUCCGAGAUUCAUAUGACACUGCAGCCCACAGCGGGAGGCACGUCGAAAAACGAGGGGACCAUCACCACAUCUGAGAAUAGAGGAGGGGAUCCCCACAGUGAGGCACCAUUUGCAAAAUCAGAUAAUCAGCCAUCAACUGAAAAGGCAAUGGAACCCACUAUGAAGUUUAGCCUGGCAUCAGUGUUAAGGCCUCUGCAAGAAGAAAGCAUUAUGGAAAAGGAUUACAGUGCAUCUAUAAAUAGUUUACUAGAGAGGUAUGAUACAUACAGAGAUAUUCUUGAACACCACCUGCAAAACAACAAAUUCAGGAUUACUUCUGAUUUCUCUAGUGAAGAGGACAGGAGUAGUUCUUGUCUGCAGGCUAAACUGACAGAUCUACAGGUCAUAAAAAAUGAAACUGAUGCUCGCUGGAAAGAGUUUGAAAUUAUUUCAUUGAAGUUAGAAAAUCAUGUGAAUGACAUAAAAAAGCCUUUUGUAAUUAAGGAAAGAGACACACUAAAGGAAAGAGAAAGAGAGCUUCAGAUGACUCUUAAUACCAGAAUGGAAUCUUUAGAGACAGCACUGCGGCUUGUGUUACCUGUAGAGAAGGCAUCACUUCUUCUCUGUGGCUCGGACCUGCCUCUCCAUAAAAUGGCCAUCCAGGGAUUUCAUCUCAUUGAUGCUGAUCGCAUCUAUCAACACCUAAGGAAUAUCCAAGAUUCCAUAGCAAAACAGAUUGAAAUAUGUAACCGCUUAGAAGAGCCAGGCAACUUUGUAUUAAAGGAGUUACACCCAUUUGAUCUACACGCAAUGCAGAAUAUUAUACUGAAAUACAAAACACAAUUUGAAGGAAUGAACCACAGGGUGCAGAGGAGUGAAGAUACUCUCAAAGCUCUGGAAGACUUUUUGGCGUCUCUCAGAACAGCUAAACUCUCUGCUGAGCCCGUUACAGACCUUUCAGCCUCAGAUACACAGGUGGCACAAGAAAAUACGUUGACAGUAAAAAAUAAAGAGGGAGAAAUUCAUCUGAUGAAAGACAAGGCCAAACAUUUGGAUAAAUGUUUGAAGAUGCUCGAUAUGAGCUUUAAAGAUGCUGAACGGGGUGAUGACACCUCCUGUGAAAACCUGCUUGAUGCUUUUUCAAUAAAGUUAUCUGAGACACAUGGCUAUGGGGUACAGGAGGAAUUCACUGAGGAAAACAAAUUACUAGAGGCUUGUAUUUUCAAAAAUAAUGAACUCCUUAAAAAUAUUCAAGAUGUGCAGAGUCAAAUCAGUAAAAUUGGUCUUAAGGAUCCUACUGUUCCAGCUGUGAAACAUCGGAAAAAAUCAUUAAUCAGACUGGAUAAGGUUCUAGAUGAAUAUGAAGAAGAGAAGAGACAUUUACAAGAAAUGGCUAAUUCUCUUCCACACUUCAAAGAUGGCAGAGAAAAAACCGUGAAUCAACAGUGCCAAAAUACAGUAGUCUUGUGGGAGAAUACCAAAGCCUUGGUCACCGAAUGUCUUGAACAAUGUGGGAGAGUUUUGGAGCUCUUAAAACAAUAUCAGAAUUUUAAAAGCAUCUUGACAACUUUGAUUCAAAAAGAAGAGAGUGUCAUCUCCCUGCAGGCUUCGUACAUGGGAAAGGAGAACCUGAAGAAAAGGAUAGCAGAGAUUGAAAUUGUCAAAGAAGAAUUUAAUGAGCAUUUAGAAGUUGUAGACAAGAUAAACCAGGUCUGCAAAAAUCUACAAUUUUAUCUAAAUAAAAUGAAAACUUUUGAAGAGCCCCCUUUUGAAAAAGAGGCUAAUAUUAUUGUGGAUAGAUGGCUUGAUAUAAAUGAGAAGACAGAAGAUUACUAUGAAAAUCUUGGUCGAGCUCUAGCUUUGUGGGACAAACUUUUUAACUUAAAAAAUGUCAUUGAUGAGUGGACAGAAAAGGCCCUUCAAAAAAUGGAAUUACAUCAAUUGACUGAAGAGGACAGAGAAAGGCUGAAGGAAGAAUUACAAGUCCAUGAACAAAAAACUUCAGAAUUUUCUAGAAGAGUGGCUGAAAUACAGUUUUUGCUCCAAAGCAGUGAAAUACCUCUUGAAUUGCAGGUCAUGGAGUCCUCUAUUUUGAACAAGAUGGAACAUGUACAGAAGUGCUUAACAGGAGAAUCCAACUGCCAUGCACUCAGUGGCAGCACUGCUGAGCUAAGGGAGGAUCUCGACCAAGCCAAGACCCAGAUCGGGAUGACUGAAUCCCUCUUAAAAGCCCUGUCUCCUUCUGACAGCUUGGAGAUCUUCACUAAACUAGAGGAGAUACAACAGCAGAUUCUACAGCAAAAACACAGUAUGAUAUUACUUGAGAAUCAAAUAGGUUGUCUGACUCCUGAACUCUCUGAAUUGAAAAAGCAAUAUGAAAGUGUCAGUGAUUUAUUUAAUACCAAAAAAAGUGUUUUGCAAGAUCACUUUUCUAAGUUAUUGAAUGAUCAAUGCAAGAACUUUAAUGACUGGUUCAGCAACAUUAAAGUGAACCUUAAGGAGUGUUUUGAAUCAUCAGAAACAAAAAAGAGUGUGGAACAAAAGCUACAAAAACUUUCUGAUUUCUUGACUCUUGAAGGAAGAAACAGUAAAAUAAAGCAGGUGGACAGCGUACUGAAGCAUGUGAAGAAGCAUCUGCCCAAAGCACAUGUGAAGGAGCUUAUCAGUUGGCUCGUGGGUCAGGAAUUCGAAUUAGAAAAAAUGGAGUCCAUAUGCCAGGCUCGAGCAAAGGAGCUUGAAGACUCCUUGCAGCAGCUACUGAGACUCCAGGAUGACCAUAGAAACCUGAGGAAGUGGUUGACUAAUCAAGAAGAGAAAUGGAAAGGAAUGGAAGAACCAGGGGAGAAAACUGAGCUGUUCUGCCAAGCUUUAGCUAGAAAGAGGGAACAGUUUGAAUCUGUGGCCCAAUUGAACAACUCUUUGAAGGAAUAUGGGUUUACUGAAGAAGAAGAAAUAAUAAUGGAAGCAACAUGUUUGAUGGAUAGAUACCAGACAUUACUGAGACAACUAAGUGAAAUCGAGGAAGAGGAUAAGUUACUACCCACAGAGGACCAGAGCUUUAAUGAUCUUGCACAUGAUGUAAUUCAUUGGAUAAAAGAGAUUAAAGAGUCCCUUAUGGUUUUGAAUUCAUCCGAAGGCAAAAUGCCACUUGAGGAAAGAAUCCAAAAAAUCAAGGAAAUCAUUUUGCUGAAGCCUGAAGGGGAUGCCAGAAUAGAGACCAUCAUGAAGCAGGCUGAGAGCAGCGAGGCCCCGCUGGUUCAGAAGACCCUCACUGACAUCAGCAACCAGUGGGACAACACACUCCAUUUAGCUAGCACCUACCUAAGCCAUCAAGAAAAGCUUCUACUAGAAGGAGAGAAAUAUUUACAAAGUAAGGAGGAUCUGAGAUUAAUGCUCAUAGAACUAAAGAAGAAACAGGAAGCAGGCUUUGCUCUACAACAUGGUCUGCAGGAGAAGAAAGCUCAGUUAAAGAUUUAUAAGAAAUUCCUCAAGAAAGCCCAAGAUUUGACAUCCUUGCUAAAGGAGUUAAAAUCUCAGGGAAACUACCUCUUGGAGUGCACUAAAAAUCCCAGCUUCAGUGAAGAGCCUUGGCUGGAAAUAAAGCAUCUACACGAAAGUCUUCUUCAACAACUGCAGGAUUCUGUGCAAAACUUGGACGGUCACGUUCGAGAACAUGAUUCAUACCAGGUUUGCGUCACAGACCUGAAUACUACAUUGGACAAUUUCUCCAAGGAAUUUGUCAGUUUUUCUGAUAAGCCUGUGGAUCAAAUAGCGGUUGAGGAAAAAUUGCAGAAACUGCAGGAACUAGAGAAUAGACUCAGUUUACAAGAUGGCACAUUAAAGAAGAUUUUAGCUUUAGCAAAAUCCGUCAAGCAAAAUACAUCUUCAGUGGGGCAGAAGAUUAUUAAAGAUGAUAUAAAAUCACUUCAGUGUAAACAAAAAGAUUUGGAAAACAGGCUUGCAUCUGCUAAGCAGGAGAUGGAAUGUUGUCUCAACAGCAUUCUCAAAUCAAAACGCUCAACAGAAAAGAAAGGAAAGUUUACUCUGCCAGGCAGAGAGAAGCAGGCCACUUCUGAUGUGCAGGAGUCUACUCAGGAAUCAGCUGCAGUGGAAAAGUUGGAGGAAGACUGGGAAAUAAACAAGGAUUCAGCUGUGGAAAUGGCUAUGUCAAAACAACUUUCUCUUAAUGCUCAAGAAAGCAUGAAAAACACUGAAGAUGAGCGGAAAGUCAAUGAGCUGCAAAAUCAACCUUUAGAAUUAGAUACUAUGUUAAGAAAUGAACAAUUAGAAGAGAUAGAGAAAUUAUAUACCCAGUUGGAAGCAAAGAAAGCAGCCAUUAAGCCACUGGAACAAACAGAAUGUCUUAACAAAACAGAAACUGGGGCCUUGGUUCUCCACAAUAUAGGAUAUUCGGCACAGCAUUUGGACAAUUUGCUUCAGGCACUUAUUACUUUGAAGAAAAACAAAGAAAGCCAAUAUUGUGUCCUCAGAGAUUUUCAGGAAUACCUUGCUGCAGUUGAAUCUUCAAUGAAAGCCUUGUUGACAGACAAGGAAAGUCUUAAAGUAGGACCACUGGACAGUGUAACGUAUCUGGACAAAAUUAAAAAAUUCAUAGCAUCCAUAGAAAAAGAGAAAGAUUCUUUAGGCAACUUGAAAAUCAAAUGGGAGAAUUUAUCAAACCACGUGACUGACAUGGAUAAGAAAUUGUUGGAAAGCCAGAUUAAGCAACUUGAACAUGGUUGGGAACAAGUGGAACAGCAGAUUCAAAAGAAGUAUUCUCAGCAGGUAGUGGAAUAUGAUGAAUUUACAACCCUCAUGAAUAAGGUACAGGACACUGAGAUUUCUCUGCAACAGCAGCAGCAACAUCUACAGUUAAGGCUGAAGUCUCCAGAAGAACGGGCAGGGAACCAAAGCAUGAUUGCCUUGACCACUGACCUCCAGGCUACCAAGCAUGGAUUUUCUGUUUUAAAGGGGCAAGCUGAACUUCAGAUGAAGAGGAUUUGGGGAGAAAAAGAAAAGAAGAAUUUGGAGGAUGGAAUAAAUAACUUGAAGAAACAAUGGGAAACAUUGGAGCCAUUACACUUAGAAGCAGAAAAUCAGAUUAAGAAGUGUGACAUAAGGAACAAGAUGAAAGAGACUAUCUUAUGGGCCAAGAAUUUGUUGGGUGAACUUAAUCCCUCCAUUCCCCUUCUCCCAGAUGACAUUCUUUCACAGAUCAGAAAGUGCAAAGUGACACAUGAUGGCAUUCUAGCUAGGCAGCAGUCUGUGGAAUCGUUGGCUGAAGAGGUCAAAGAUAAGGUUCCUAGCCUUACAACCUAUGAGGGCAGUGAUUUAAAUAAUACCCUAGAGGACUUACGGAAUCAAUACCAAAUGCUGGUUUUAAAAUCAACUCAAAGAUCACAGCAAUUAGAAUUUAAGUUGGAAGAAAGAAGCAAUUUUUUUGCUAUAAUAAGGAAGUUUCAACUUAUGGUUCAAGAAAGUGAAACACUGAUAAUUCCCAGGGUGGAGACAGCUGCCACGGAAGCUGAACUAAAACAUCACCAUGUUACUUUGGAGGCAUCUCAGAAGGAAUUGCAAGAAAUUGACAGUGGAAUCUCAACACAUCUUCAGGAGCUAACAAACAUCUAUGAGGAGCUGAAUGUGUUUGAAAGAUUAUUUCUGGAAGAUCAGUUGAAAAAUCUUAAGAUUAGGACCAACAGAAUACAAAGAUUCAUUCAGAAUACAUGUAAUGAAGUGGAACACAAGAUAAAGUUUUGCAGACAAUUCCAUGAAAAAACAUCAGCGCUUCAGGAGGAGGCUGACAGUAUACAGCGCAAUGAACUAUUACUUAAUCAAGAAGUAAAUAAAGGUGUUAAAGAGGAGAUCUAUAAUCUUAAAGACAGACUCACCGCUAUUAAGUGUUGCAUCUUACAGGUAUUGAAACUUAAAAAAGUGUUUGACUAUAUUGGACUAAACUGGGAUUUUUCACAACUUGACCAAUUACAAACCCAAGUAUUUGAAAAAGAAAAGGAACUUGAAGAAAAAAUUAAGCAGUUGGACACAUUUGAGGAAGAACAUGGCAAAUAUCAGGCAUUAUUAAGUAAAAUGAGAGCUAUUGAUUUGCAAAUUAAGAAAAUGACUGAAGUAGUACUAAAAGCUCCUGAUAGCUCUCCGGAAAGCAGACGGCUCAAUGCCCAAAUUUUAAGUCAGAGAAUUGAGAAAGCCAAGUGUUUAUGUGAUGAGAUAAUAAAGAAAUUAAAUGAAAAUAAGACCUUUGAUGACUCAUUCAAGGAGAAAGAAAUACUACAAAUAAAGCUGAAUGCAGAAGAAAAUGAUAAGUUAUACAAAGUUCUCCAAAACAUGGUAUUAGAACUCUCACCAAAAGAAUUGGAUGAAAAGAAUUGUCAGGACAAACUAGAAACUUCCUUACAUGUUUUAAAUCAGAUAAAAUCUCAAUUACAGCAGCCAUUACUUAUAAAUUUGGAAAUUAAACAUAUUCAAAAUGAAAAGGACAAUUGUGAAGCAUUUCAGGAGCAAGUUUGGGCAGAAAUGUGUAGUAUUAAAGCUGUGACUGCUAUUGAGAAACAAAGAGAAGAAAACUCUUCUGAAGCGAGUGAUGUGGAGACAAAACUACGUGAGUUUGAAGAUCUUCAGAUGCAGCUUAACACAAGCAUUGAUUUGCGCACAAAUGUCUUGAAUGAUGCUUAUGAAAAUCUAACACGCUAUAAAGAAGCAGUCACCAGGGCAGUGGAGAGCAUCACUUCCCUCGAAGCCAUCAUUAUACCCUACAGAGUAGAUGUUGGUAAUCCAGAAGAAUCUUUAGAGAUGCCUCUUCGAAAACAAGAGGAAUUGGAAUCCACAGUAGCACACAUCCAGGACCUCACUGAGAAACUGGGAAUGAUAUCCAGCCCCGAAGCCAAACUACAACUUCAGUAUACUUUACAGGAACUAGUUUCUAAGAACUCAGCAAUGAAGGAAGCUUUCAAAGCACAGGAAACUGAGGCAGAAAGGUAUCUUGAGAAUUACAAAUGCUAUAGAAAAAUGGAAGAGGAUAUUUACACUAACCUCAGCAAAAUGGAGACAGUUCUUGGACAGUCCAUGUCCUCGUUGCCACUGUCUUACAGAGAAGCUUUAGAGCGCUUGGAACAGAGCAAGGCCUUGGUGUCAAAUCUUAUAUCAACCAAAGAAGAGUUAAUGAAACUACGACAGAUCCUUAGACUCUUGAGACUCAGGUGCACAGAAAAUGAUGGCAUAUGUUUGCUCAAGAUUGUGUCGGCUCUGUGGGAGAAAUGGCUGAGUUUGCUGGAAGCUGCUAAAGAGUGGGAGAUGUGGUGCGAAGAACUGAAGCAGGAAUGGAAAUUUGUCAGUGAAGAAAUUGAACGAGAGGCAAUUAUUUUAGAUAAUCUUCAGGAAGAACUCCCUGAAAUUUCCAAAACAAAAGAGGCAGCCACCACAGAGGAACUCUCUGAGCUGCUAGACUGUUUAUGCCAAUAUGGAGAGAACGUGGAGAAGCAACAGCUGUUACUGACUCUACUUCUUCAGCGCAUCAGAAGUAUCCAGAAUGUUCCUGAAAGCUCAGGGGCUGUGGAAACUGUUCCAGCAUUUCAAGAAAUUACUUCUAUGAAAGAACGAUGCAACAAGCUUCUUCAGAAAGUUCAGAAAAAUAAAGAAUUGGUGCAGACUGAAAUCCAAGAAAGACAUUCCUUCACAAAAGAGAUAAUUGCUUUGAAGAAUUUCUUUCAACAGACCACAACUUCAUUCCAAAAUAUGGCAUUCCAGGAUCACCCAGAAAAGUCAGAACAAUUUGAGGAGCUUCAAAGCAUCCUUAAGAAAGGGAAACUAACUUUUGAGAAUAUUAUGGAAAAACUGCGAAUCAAGUAUUCCGAAAUGUACACCAUAGUCCCUGCAGAGAUUGAAUCCCAGGUGGAAGAAUGCAGAAAAGCUUUAGAAGACAUAGAUGAGAAGAUUAGCAAUGAAGUCUUAAAAAGCUCACCAUCAUAUGCAAUGAGGAGAAAAAUAGAAGAAAUUAACAAUGGGCUUCAUAAUGUUGAAAAGAUGUUGCAGCAGAAAAGCAAAAAUAUUGAGAAAGCUCAAGAAAUUCAAAAGAAAAUGUGGGACGAGUUAGAUCUAUGGCAUUCCAAACUAAAUGAGCUGGAUUCUGAAGUUCAGGACAUUGUUGAACAGGACCCAGGACAGGCUCAAGAAUGGAUGGAUAACUUGAUGAUUCCUUUCCAGCAGUAUCAGCAAGUAUCACAGAGAGCAGAGUGUAGAACCUCACAGUUGAAUAAGGCCACAGUUAAGAUGGAGGAAUAUAGUGACCUUCUGAAGAGCACUGAGGCUUGGAUAGAAAAUACCAGUCAUUUGCUGGCCAAUCCUGCUGACUAUGACUCUUUGAGGACACUGAGUCACCAUGCUAGCACUGUGCAGAUGGCUUUGGAAGAUUCAGAACAGAAGCACAAUCUUUUACAUUCAAUCUUUAUGGAUCUAGAAGACCUGUCAAUAAUUUUUGAAACAGAUGAAUUAACCCAAUCCAUACAAGAGUUAAGUAAUCAAGUAACAGCUUUACAACAAAAAAUAAUGGAAAGCCUUCCACAGAUUCAGCGAAUGGCUGAUGAUGUGGUUGCUAUUGAAUCUGAAGUAAAAUCAAUGGAAAAAAGAGUUUCAAAAAUCAAAACUAUCCUAUUAUCAAAAGAAAUAUUUGAUUUUUCACCUGAAGAACAUCUCAAACAUGGGGAGGUCAUACUUGAAAAUAUACGUCCCAUGAAGAAAACCAUUGCUGAGAUAGUGUCUUACCAAGUGGAACUGAGGUUGCCCCAAACAGGAAUGAAACCUCUGCCUGUGUUUCAGCGGACAAAUCAGCUUUUACAAGAUAUAAAACUAUUGGAAAAUGUGACUCAAGAACAAAAUGAGUUAUUAAAGGUAGUCAUAAAACAGACCAAUGAAUGGGAUGAAGAAAUAGAAAAUUUGAAACAGAUCUUAAAUAAUUAUUCAGCUCAGUUCUCCCUUGAACAUAUGUCACCAGACCAAGCUGACAAGCUGCCACAACUACAGGGAGAAAUCGAACGUAUGGAGAAACAGAUUCUGAGUUUGAACCAGAGAAAAGAAGACCUGUUGGUGGACUUGAAGGCCACCGUACUAAACCUUCACCAGCAUUUGAAGCAAGAACAAGAAGGAGUAGAAAGAGAUAGGCUGCCAGCUGUAACAUCAGAGGAAGGUGGAGUGGCAGAGAGGGAUGCUUCUGAGCGGAAGUUGAACAGAAGAGGCUCCAUGUCUUACCUGGCAGCAGUCGAGGAAGAGGUGGAAGAAAGUUCCGUGAAGAGCGAUAAUGGAGAUGAGAAGGCAGAGCCAUCGCCUCAGUCUUGGUCUUCACUUUGGAAGCAUGACAAGGACAUGGAAGAAGACAGAGCUUCCUCAUCCUCUGGAACAAUUGUUCAGGAAGCAUAUGGGAAAAUAAGCACCUCUGAUAAUUCCAUGGCACAAAUCCUCACACCAGACUCACUAAACACUGAGCAAGGCCCAGAAUGUUCCCUAAGGCCCAACCAAACAGAAGAGGGCACCACACCUCCUAUUGAGGCUGACACUCUGGACUCUUCUGACGCGCAAGGAGGUUUGGAGCCCAGGGUGGAGAAAACUAGGCCGGAGCCCACAGAAGUCCUGCAUGCCUGCAAGACCCAGGUGGCCGAGCUGGAGCUGUGGCUGCAACAAGCCAACGUGGCAGUUGAGCCGGAAACAUUAAACGCAGACAUGCAGCAGGUGCUGGAACAGCAGCUGGUAGGGUGCCAGGCUAUGCUAACAGAGAUUGAGCACAAGGUUGCCUUUCUGUUAGAGACUUGCAAAGAUCAGGGCCUGGGAGAUAAUGGAGCCACUCAACAUGAGGCUGAAGCGCUUUCCCUGAAACUGAAAACAGUGAAGUGCAAUUUAGAAAAAGUCCAGAUGAUGCUUCAGGAGAAGCACAGUGAAGAUCAGCAUCCUACCAUUCUAAAGAAAUCCUCAGAGCCAGAGCAUCAAGAAGCUCUCCAACCAGUUAACCUUUCUGAAUUGGAAUCCAUUGUAACUGAAAGGCCACAAUUCAGCAGACAAAAAGAUUUCCAGCAGCAACAGGUUCUGGAGUUAAAACCAAUGGAACAGAAAGAUUUCAUCAAAUUCAUAGAAUUUAAUGCUAAGAAAAUGUGGCCCCAGUAUUGCCAACAUGAUAACGAUACAACUCAGGAAUCAUCUGCAAGCAACCAGGCAUCCAGCCCUGAAAAUGACGUUCCAGACUCGAUCUUGUCACCCCAGGGCCAAAAUGGAGAUAAGUGGCAAUAUCUGCAUCAUGAACUCUCAUCAAAAAUAAAGCUCCCACUCCCUCAGCUUGUGGAGCCUCAGGUUUCCACAAAUAUGGGUAUUCUACCCAGCGUGACUAUGUAUAACUUUAGAUACCCAACAACUGAAGAACUGAAAACCUAUACCACCCAACUUGAAGACCUGCGCCAAGAAGCAAGUAACCUUCAGACACAGGAAAAUAUGACAGAAGAAGCAUAUAUCAAUUUGGAUAAAAAAUUGUUUGAACUAUUCCUGACCCUCAGUCAGUGCCUCAGCAGUGUGGAGGAGAUGCUGGAGAUGCCCAGACUUUACAGGGAGGAUGGUUCUGGCCAGCAGGUGCACUACGAGACGCUGGCUCUUGAGUUGAAGAAACUUUAUUUAGCGCUAAGUGACAAGAAGGGUGAUCUUUUGAAAGCCAUGACUUGGCCUGGCGAGAACACCAACUUGCUCCUUGAAUGUUUUGACAACCUUCAAGUCUGCCUGGAGCACACUCAGGCUGCAGCUGUCUGUAGAAGCAAGUCCCUGAAAGCUGGCCUCGAUUACAACCGCAGUUACCAGAAUGAAAUAAAGAGAUUAUAUCAUCAGCUCAUUAAGAGUAAGACAUCUUUACAACAGUCUUUGAAUGAAAUCAGUGGGCAGAGUGUUGCUGAACAGCUUCAGAAAGCAGAUGCAUAUACAGUGGAGCUGGAGAACGCCGAGAGCCGAGUGGCCAAACUAAGAGAUGAAGGGGAGAGGCUUCAUUUACCUUAUGCUUUACUCCAGGAGGUUUACAAAUUAGAGGAUGUACUUGACAGUAUGUGGGGAAUGCUAAGAGCCAGGUACACAGAACUCAGCAGCCCUUUCGUCACUGAGAGCCAGCAAGAUGCUUUGUUGCAAGGCAUGGUGGAACUGGUGAAGAUUGGGAAGGAAAAGCUUGCUCAUGGCCACUUAAAACAAACCAAAAGUAAAGUGGCGUUACAGGCUCAAAUAGAAAAUCACAAGGUUUUUUUCCAGAAGCUUGUUGCUGACAUGUUGUUGAUCCAAGCAUACUCUGCCAAAAUACUUCCUUCUUUAUUGCAAAACAGAGAGACAUUUUGGGCAGAACAAGUAACAGAAGUUAAAAUACUAGAAGAAAAGUCACGCCAAUGUGGUAUGAAGCUGCAGAGUUUGUUGCAGAAAUGGGAAGAAUUUGAUGAAAACUAUGCAUCUCUUGAAAAGGACCUGGAAAUUCUUAUAUCUACAUUGCCCUCUGUGAGUUUGGUGGAAGAAACAGAGGAAAGAUUAGUGGAAAGGAUUUCAUUUUACCAGCAAAUAAAAAGAAACAUUGGUGGAAAACACGCCCGGCUUUACCAAACUCUGAACGAAGGCAAACAGUUGGUGGCGUCUGUGAGCUGUCCUGAAUUAGAGGGCCAGAUCGCAAAACUGGAAGAGCAGUGGUUGUCCCUGAACAAGAAAAUUGACCAUGAGCUCCACAGGCUGCAAGCUCUUCUCAAGCAUCUGCUCAGUUAUAACAGAGAUUCGGAUCAGUUAACCAAGUGGUUGGAAUCUUCCCAGCAUACUCUGAAUUACUGGAAAGAACAGUCCCUCAAUGUGUCUCAGGACUUGGAUACAAUCAGAAGCAACAUCAACAAUUUUUUUGAGUUUUCAAAAGAAGUUGAUGAAAAAUCCUCCUUGAAGACUGCCGUUAUCAGUAUCGGGAACCAGCUUCUUCACCUGAAAGAAACUGAUACAGCUACACUGAGAGCUUCUUUAGCACAGUUUGAACAAAAAUGGACAAUGCUCAUAACUCAACUUCCAGAUAUUCAAGAAAAACUUCACCAGCUUCAAAUGGAGAAAUUGCCGUCUCGUAAAGCAAUCACAGAAAUGAUUAGCUGGAUGAACAAUGUGGAGCAUCAAACUUCAGAUGAAGACUCCGUGCAUUCACCAAGUUCUGCAUCUCAAGUUAAACAUCUUCUUCAGAAGCACAAGGAGUUUAGAAUGGAAAUGGACUAUAAACAGUGGAUAGUUGACUUCGUUAACCAGUCAUUACUUCAGCUAAGCACCUGUGAUGUAGAAAGCAAGCGCUAUGAAAGAACGGAGUUUGCAGAGCACCUGGGGGAGAUGAACCGCCAGUGGCACCGUGUACAUGGAAUGCUGAAUAGAAAGAUACAACAUUUAGAACAACUUCUAGAAAGUAUCACUGAGAGUGAAAAUAAAAUACAGAUCUUGAACAACUGGCUGGAAGCACAAGAAGAGAGACUGAAAACUUUACAAAAACCUGAAAGUGUGAUCUCAGUGCAGAAGCUGCUCCUGGACUGUCAGGAUAUAGAAAAUCAACUUGCAAUUAAAUCCAAAGCACUAGAUGAGUUGAAACAAAGUUAUCUGACUUUGGAGAGUGGGGCAGUGCCAUUGUUAGAAGAUACAGCAUCCCGAAUUGAUGAGUUAUUUCAAAAGAGAAGCAGUGUUCUCACUCAGGUCAAUCAGCUCAAAACCUCCAUGCAGUCAGUUUUACAGGAGUGGAAGAUUUAUGAUCAACUCUAUGAUGAAGUGAAUAUGAUGACAAUCCGAUUCUGGUACUGCAUGGAACACAGCAAGCCUGUGGUGUUAUCAUUGGAGACCUUGAGAUGCCAGGUGGAGAACCUUCAGUCUCUGCAAGAUGAAGCUGAGAGCAGUGAAGGGAGUUGGGAGAAACUCCAGGAGGUUAUCGGCAAACUCAAAGGUCUCUGCCCCUCUGUUGCUGAAAUAAUCGAAGAGAAAUGCCAAAAUACUCAUAAAAGGUGGACUCAGGUGAACCAAGCCAUUGCAGACCAGUUGCAGAAGGCCCAGAGUCUGCUCCAGCUCUGGAAGGCCUAUAGCAAUGCUCAUGGUGAAGCUGCCGCAAGGCUGAAGCAGCAGGAAGCAAAGUUUCAACAGCUCGCAAACAUCAGCAUGUCUGGAAACAACCUGGCAGAGAUCCUGCCCCCAGCCCUGCAGGACAUAAAGGAGCUGCAGCAUGAUGUGCAGAAAACAAAAGAAGCCUUUCUCCAAAAUUCCAGUGUCCUGGAUCGACUCCCACAACCCGCAGAGUCCAGCACCCACAUGCUCCUCCCGGGCCCCCUGCACUCUCUCCAGAGGGCUGCUUAUUUGGAAAAGAUGCUGCUUGUGAAAGCAAAUGAAUUUGAGUUUGUUCUCUCACAGUUUAAGGAUUUUGGAGUCCGGCUGGAAUCUUUAAAAGGUCUUAUUAUGCAUGAAGAAGAGAAUUUGGAUAGACUUCACCAACAGGAAAAAGAAAAUCCUGACUCAUUCCUGAAUCAUGUGCUGGCACUGACAGCCCAAUCACCUGAUAUUGAACAUUUGAAUGAAGUGAGCCUCAAGCUCCCACUUAGUGACGUAGCUGUGAAGACGUUACAAAAUAUGAACCGGCAAUGGAUUCGGGCCACGGCCACGGCACUGGAGCGCUGCAGUGAGCUUCAGGGAAUUGGAUUGAAUGAAAAGUUUCUUUAUUGCUGUGAAAAGUGGAUCCAACUUUUGGAGAAGAUAGAAGAAGCACUCAAAGUGGAUGUGGCUAACAGCCUUCCUGAGCUCCUGGAGCAGCAGAAAACCUAUAAGAUGUUAGAAGCUGAAGUUUCUAUAAACCAGACAAUUGCUGAUUCCUAUGUCACCCAGUCCUUACAACUCCUGGACACAACAGAAAUAGAGAACAGACCAGAAUUUAUUACAGAAUUCUCAAAGCUGACGGAUCGGUGGCAGAAUGCUGUCCAGGGUGUUCGGCAGAGGAAGGGUGACGUUGAUGGGCUGGUGAGGCAGUGGCAAGAUUUCACUACUUCUGUGGAGAACUUGUUUCGCUUCCUCACUGACACCAGCCACCUGCUAUCUGCAGUGAAGGGCCAGGAGCGCUUCAGCCUCUACCAAACCAGAAGUCUGAUCCAUGAGCUGAAGAAUAAAGAAAUUCAUUUUCAAAGGAGGCGAACUACCUGUGCCCUAACCUUGGAAGCUGGAGAAAAGUUACUGCUCACAACUGACCUGAAAACUAAAGAGUCUGUGGGUAGGAGAAUCAGUCAACUUCAGGACAGCUGGAAAGACAUGGAGCCCCAGCUGGCAGAGAUGAUUAAGCAGUUCCAGAGCACUGUAGAGACCUGGGACCAGUGUGAAAAGAAAAUCAAGGAGUUGAAAAGCAGGCUGCAAGUUUUAAAGGCACAAAGUGAAGAUCCUCUUCCAGAGCUUCACGAGGACCUCCAUAACGAAAAAGAGCUGAUUAAGGAACUAGAACAGUCUUUGGCUAGCUGGACUCAGAACUUGAAAGAACUUCAAACUAUGAAGGCGGACUUAACCCGGCACGUUCUCGUGGAAGAUGUGAUGGUUUUGAAGGAGCAAAUAGAGCAUUUGCACAGACAAUGGGAGGACCUCUGCUUAAGGGUGGCCAUACGUAAACAGGAGAUUGAAGACAGACUCAAUACAUGGGUUGUAUUCAAUGAAAAAAAUAAAGAGUUGUGUGCCUGGCUGGUGCAGAUGGAAAACAAAGUUCUACAGACAGCGGACAUUAGUAUUGAAGAAAUGAUUGAAAAGUUACAGAAGGACUGCAUGGAAGAAAUAAACUUGUUUAGUGAAAACAAGUUACAGUUAAAGCAGAUGGGUGACCAGUUGAUCAAGGCCAGCAACAAAUCAAGAGCAGCUGAGAUCGAUGACAAGCUCAACAAAAUUAACGAUCGUUGGCAACAUCUUUUUGAUGUCAUCGGAUCAAGGGUGAAGAAGCUGAAGGAGACCUUUGCUUUUAUUCAGCAGUUGGACAAAAACAUGAGCAACCUUCGCACCUGGUUGGCUCGAAUUGAGUCUGAGCUUUCCAAGCCUGUUGUUUAUGAUGUCUGCGAUGAUCAAGAGAUCCAGAAGAGGCUCGCUGAGCAGCAGGAUCUACAGCGAGAUAUUGAACAACACAGCGCAGGGGUGGAGUCCGUGUUUAACAUCUGUGACGUCCUACUGCACGACUCCGAUGCCUGUGCAAAUGAGACCGAGUGUGACUCGAUCCAGCAGACCACCAGGAGCCUGGACAGACGCUGGAGGAACAUUUGUGCCAUGUCCAUGGAGCGGCGCAUGAAAAUCGAGGAGACGUGGCGCCUGUGGCAGAAGUUUUUAGACGACUAUUCUCGCUUUGAGGACUGGCUCAAGUCAGCUGAGAGGACGGCAGCCUGCCCAAAUUCCUCAGAGGUGUUGUACACGAGUGCCAAAGAGGAACUGAAGAGGUUUGAGGCCUUUCAGCGGCAGAUUCAUGAGCGGCUCACUCAGCUGGAGCUCAUCAACAAGCAGUACCGGCGGCUGGCCCGGGAGAACCGCACAGACACGGCCAGCAGGCUGAAGCAGAUGGUCCACGAGGGCAACCAGCGCUGGGACAACCUUCAGAGGCGGGUCACAGCCGUCCUGCGGAGACUCAGGCAUUUCACCAACCAGAGGGAAGAAUUUGAGGGCACCAGGGAGAGCAUUCUGGUGUGGCUCACAGAGAUGGACCUGCAGCUGACCAACGUGGAGCACUUCUCAGAGAGUGACGCCGAUGACAAGAUGCGCCAACUGAAUGGCUUCCAACAGGAAAUUACAUUAAAUACCAACAAGAUUGAUCAGCUCAUUGUGUUUGGGGAGCAGCUGAUUCAGAAGAGCGAGCCCCUGGAUGCUGUGCUGAUUGAGGAUGAGCUGGAGGAACUCCACCGCUACUGCCAGGAGGUGUUUGGAAGGGUCUCCCGGUUCCACCGGCGGCUCACCUCCUGCACUCCGGGCUUGGAAGAUGAAAAGGAGGCCUCUGAGAAUGAAACAGACAUGGAAGACCCCAGAGAAAUCCAGACUGAUUCUUGGCGUAAACGGGGAGAGAGCGAGGAACCGUCAUCUCCUCAGUCCCUGUGUCAUCUAGUGGCCCCAGGGCACGAGCGGUCUGGCUGCGAGACCCCUGUCAGCGUGGACUCCAUCCCCCUGGAGUGGGACCACACAGGCGACGUGGGGGGCUCCUCCUCUCACGAAGAGGACGAGGAGGGCCCAUACUACAGCGCACUGUCAGAUGUAGAAAUCCCUGAAAAUCCUGAGGCAUAUCUUAAAAUGACCACAAAAACUUUGAAAGCGUCUUCUGGUAAAUCCAUUUCGGAUGGCCACUCGUGGCAUGUUCCCGACAGCCCUUCCUGUCCCGAGCAUCACUACAAGCAAAUGGAAGGUGACAGGAAUGUUCCACCUGUUCCCCCUGCGUCCAGCACCCCUUAUAAACCACCCUAUGGAAAGCUACUAUUACCUCCAGGCACGGAUGGUGGCAAAGAAGGCCCGCGAGUCCUGAAUGGCAACCCACAGCAGGAAGACGGGGGACUGGCCGGUAUCACAGAGCAGCAGUCAGGUACUGCCUGUAACUGGCAGUCGUCCAGAGAGGCAGAGUAUGGUGCCUUCGACAGAUGGGAGAUGAUUCAAGCACAGGAGCUUCACAAUAAGCUCAAAAUAAAACAAAAUUUGCAACAGCUGAACUCUGAUAUCAGCGCCAUCACUACUUGGCUGAAAAAAACUGAAGCAGAGCUGGAAAUGUUAAAGAUGGCAAAGCCUCCCUCUGAUAUCCAGGAAAUAGAACUGAGAGUGAAGAGACUGCAGGAGAUACUGAAAGCCUUUGACACUUACAAGGCAUUAGUGGUCUCUGUCAACGUGAGCAGCAAGGAAUUUCUGCAAACCGAGAGCCCCGAAUCCACAGAGCUCCAAAGUAGACUCCGCCAGCUGAGCCUGCUCUGGGAAGCAGCACAGGGCGCAGUGGACAGCUGGAGAGGGGGCUUACGACAGUCGCUCAUGCAGUGCCAGGGCUCUAAGACACGGCCGCGCUCUGAUGUGUUGUUUUUUAAGGACUUCCACCAGUUGAGUCAAAAUCUGCUGCUGUGGUUAGCGAGUGCCAAGAACCGGAGGCAGAAGGCUCAUGUCACCGAUCCAAAGGCAGACCCCCGGGCUCUCCUAGAGUGUCGGAGGGAACUAAUGCAACUGGAAAAGGAGCUGGUAGAACGUCAACCUCAAGUGGACAUGUUACAGGAGAUUUCAAACAGCCUUCUCAUUAAGGGACAUGGAGAAGACUGUAUUGAAGCUGAAGAAAAGGUGCAUGUUAUUGAGAAGAAACUCAAACAGUUACGGGAGCAAGUGUCCCAAGAUUUAAUGGCCUUGCAGGGAACCCAGAACCCAGCCUCACCCCUGCCCAGCUUCGACGAGGUAGACUCGGGGGACCAGCCUCCUGCAACAUCCGUGCCAGCUCCCCGAGCAAAGCAGUUCAGAGCAGUGAGAACUACAGAAGGCGAGGAGGAGACAGAGAGCAGGGUCCCCGGCAGCACACGGCCACAGCGCUCCUUCCUCUCAAGGGUGGUCCGGGCAGCCCUACCCCUGCAGCUGCUCCUCCUGCUGCUGCUGCUCCUGGCCUGCCUGCUGCCCUCCUCCGAAGAAGACUACAGCUGCACUCAGGCCAACAACUUUGCCCGGUCCUUUUACCCCAUGCUGAGGUACACCAAUGGGCCACCCCCCACAUAGAGGGCAUAGCUGGCCACAGUGCUACACCACCUGCCUGAUUGCCAAGGGUGCCCAGCACGUGGCCCCAGACCAAUCUGAGUGACUUAGUGUUGGCAAGGUCCCGGGACCUGUGCAGACUUCUUCUGGGCUUACCCAGCACGGGCUCCCUGGAGCCCAGGGCAGCUUUCAGAUUGUGUUCCUCCCCAGGAGCAGGGAACCUGUGUGGCAGGUGCCCCGGGUAUUUUGGCAGAACUAGUUGAUUAGUUUAGGGAUCUCUGGAAAUGUCAGUUUCCUGAAGAGCCAAGCACUUUGUGAAUUCUGGUUUGUUUGUAAAACAGCAUUAUUAUAAUGUAGGUAUGGUCAAUGAGCAGUGGUGUCCAUCACAUAUAUUAUAGAAGCAAGCGAGGACAUUCCACCCUAGAAAUGGUUCAGAAACUCAUAGGCACCCUUAGCUGAUGGAAACAAUCAAUCAUAUUUAAUACGCUUAGAAUCAGUUUUACUCCAAUCAGCUGGCAAUUUUGAGCUGCCGGUUAUACACCAAAAUGUUCUGUUCAGUACCUAGCUCUGCUCUUUUAUAUUGCUUUAAAUUUUUAAAGAAAUUGUAUUGCAUGGAUGUGGUUAUUUGUGCAUAUUUUUUAACAAUGCCCAAUCUGUAUGAAUAAUGUAAACUUCGAUUUUUUUUUAAAAAAAUUAGAUUUUAGCUGGAGCUUUUGACUAAUGUAAAGUAAAUGCCAAACUACCGACUUGAUAGGGAUGUUUUUGUAAGUUAAUUUUCUAAGACUUUUUCACAUCCAAAGUGAUGCUUUGCUUUGGGUUUUAACUGUUUGGCCACGGCGGGGGUGGGGGCGGGGGGUUGGUACAGAAACUUGAAGCUGUUUGUGAUAUGUACAACUCAGAUGUUUCUCAUUAAAAAACAAAAUUAGCCAGACUUCUGUUGUACUGAA
Homo sapiens (human) is the source of this 32074-nucleotide messenger RNA. It is a transcript of the gene SYNE2, whose product is annotated as spectrin repeat containing nuclear envelope protein 2. Gene Ontology annotation, biological process: centrosome localization; nuclear migration. Bases 10341 to 31151 code for a protein of 6936 amino acids. The record is from RefSeq and is a predicted model, not a curated record. Lineage: Eukaryota; Metazoa; Chordata; Mammalia; Primates; Hominidae. Gene Ontology annotation, molecular function: cytoskeleton-nuclear membrane anchor activity. The transcript has 116 exons. Gene Ontology annotation, cellular component: Z disc; meiotic nuclear membrane microtubule tethering complex; mitochondrion.